Puntigrus tetrazona (Sumatra barb) is the source of this 6016-nucleotide messenger RNA. RefSeq names its product ATPase sarcoplasmic/endoplasmic reticulum Ca2+ transporting 3 (gene atp2a3). Gene Ontology annotation, cellular component: membrane. NCBI's taxonomy places the organism in Eukaryota, Metazoa, Chordata, Actinopteri, Cypriniformes, Cyprinidae. Gene Ontology annotation, molecular function: P-type calcium transporter activity; ATP hydrolysis activity; ATP binding. Bases 229 to 3204 code for a protein of 991 amino acids. The transcript has 22 exons. The record is from RefSeq and is a predicted model, not a curated record. Gene Ontology annotation, biological process: intracellular calcium ion homeostasis; calcium ion transmembrane transport.
GCACGCACUCACAUCGCCCGAGCGCAAACAGAGCAGCAGCUUCACGGGGCUCAAACCGGCGGCUUGCAGAAGGGGCAGGUGGACGUCCGCGCAGACUACCACCUCCGCUUGGCGGUCUGAAAGCACCUCGGUGGAAAUUUGGCCACUUCUCGCAGCCCGUCAGUGAUCUCGGUGUCAUUUGUCACAAAUACAUGCCGUUCAAGUGCUCGUAGUAAACAGUUCCUCGAGAUGGAAAACGCCCACACUAAAUCCGCAUCAGAAGUUUUAGCAAACUUCGGUGUGAACGAAAACACUGGACUCACGCUGGAACAAGUGAAAAUUAAUUUUGAAAGAUACGGACCGAAUGAGCUCCCAGCCGAAGAAGGUAAAUCACUGUGGGAGUUGGUGGUGGAGCAGUUUGAGGACCUCCUGGUGAGGAUUCUGCUGCUGGCAGCCUGCGUGUCUUUCGUGUUGGCACUGUUUGAGGAGGGGGAGGAGUCGACCACAGCCUUCGUGGAGCCUAUUGUCAUCCUGCUCAUUCUGGUGGCCAAUGCAGUCAUUGGAGUCUGGCAGGAACGAAAUGCAGAGAAUGCCAUUGAAGCUCUGAAGGAAUAUGAGCCAGAGAUGGGCAAAGUCUACCGCAUGAACCGCACCGCCGUCCAGAGGAUCAAAGCUCGGGACAUUGUGCCUGGAGAUAUUGUGGAGGUUUCUGUUGGAGACAAGGUGCCAGCAGAUAUCAGGAUCACUUCAAUCAAGUCCACUACACUGAGAGUGGACCAGUCCAUUCUCACAGGCGAGUCUGUGUCUGUUAUCAAACACACUGAUCCUGUGCCAGAUCCACGAGCUGUCAAUCAAGACAAAAAGAACAUGCUGUUUUCUGGCACAAACAUUGCUGCAGGUCGGGCUAUCGGUAUUGUCGUUUCCACCGCCGUUUCCACCGAAAUCGGCAAGAUCCGCAACCAGAUGGCAUCCACCGAACAGGAGAAGACCCCGCUGCAACAGAAGCUGGAUGAGUUUGGCCAACAGCUCUCAAAGGUCAUCUCCCUCAUCUGCAUCGCCGUCUGGGUCAUUAACAUCGGCCAUUUCGCCGACCCUGUUCACGGUGGCUCGUGGAUUCGAGGUGCCAUCUACUAUUUCAAAAUAGCCGUGGCCUUGGCAGUGGCAGCCAUCCCGGAGGGUCUUCCAGCUGUCAUCACCACCUGCCUGGCAUUGGGCACCCGUCGCAUGGCCAAGAAAAACGCCAUUGUCCGAUCUCUGCCCUCAGUGGAGACUCUGGGAUGCACCUCCGUUAUCUGCUCAGACAAGACGGGGACCCUGACAACCAACCAGAUGUCUGUCUGCAGGAUGUUUGUGGUUAAUAAGGCUGAUGACACCAGCUGCUCCCUGCAUGAGUUCACCAUCACCGGCUCAACCUAUGCUCCAGAGGGACAAGUGCUGAGAGCUGAAAAGCCGGUGCAGUGUGGAGAAUAUGAUGGUCUGGUGGAACUGGCUACUAUCUGCUCUUUGUGCAACGACUCCUCGCUGGACUAUAAUGAGGCCAAAGGAGUGUACGAGAAAGUGGGUGAGGCCACAGAAACUGCGCUCACGACUCUGGUGGAGAAGAUGAAUGUGUUUAAAACUGACCUCUCCGGACUCAGCAAAGUAGACCGAGCUUCAGCAUGCAAUGUGAUUAUCAGAAAGCUGAUGCAGAAAAAAUUCACACUGGAGUUUUCCAGAGACAGGAAGUCCAUGUCCGUGUACUGCACACCCAAUGGCUCGAACUCCCAGAGCAAGAUGUUUGUCAAGGGUGCUCCAGAGAGUGUGAUUGACCGUUGUCAGUUCAUGCGUGUCGGUAAAGACCGUGUCCCAUUGACCAUAGCGGUAAAGGAGGAGCUGAUGAGCACUAUUAGAGACUGGGGGACAGGCAGGGACACACUGCGCUGCUUGGCUUUGGCCACACGAGAUUCUCCCCCACUUGAAGACAAAAUGGACCUGGAGAACUCUGUCAAAUUCUCAGAGUAUGAGUCAAAUCUCACCUUCGUUGGCUGUGUGGGGAUGUUGGAUCCACCCAGAAAGGAGGUGAUUGGCUCAAUAAAGCUGUGCAGUAAGGCCGGUAUACGUGUCAUCAUGAUCACUGGGGACAACAAGGGCACCGCCGUGGCCAUCUGCAAACGCAUUGGCAUUUUCAAUGAGGAUGAAGAUGUGGAAGGAAGAGCCUACACUGGCAGAGAGUUUGAUGACCUGACUCCAGAGGUUCAGCGAGAAGCUGUGAAAAGGGCUCGCUGCUUUGCCCGUGUCGAGCCUGCACACAAGUCAAAGAUCGUUGCUUAUCUGCAGUCCUUUGAUGAGAUCACAGCGAUGACUGGAGAUGGCGUUAAUGACGCCCCUGCCUUAAAAAAGGCUGAAAUUGGCAUUGCUAUGGGCUCAGGAACAGCUGUAGCCAAGUCAGCCUCCGAGAUGGUGCUCUCAGAUGAUAACUUUUCCACCAUUGUGGCCGCGGUGGAAGAGGGACGAGCCAUCUACAACAACAUGAAGCAGUUUAUCCGUUACCUCAUCUCCUCCAACGUGGGAGAGGUGGUGUGUAUUUUCCUGACAGCCAUCCUAGGCCUGCCUGAGGCUUUGAUCCCUGUCCAGUUGUUGUGGGUGAACCUAGUGACUGAUGGUCUGCCAGCCACUGCCCUGGGCUUCAACCCCCCUGAUCUGGACAUCAUGGACAAGCCACCCAGAAACCCUAAGGAGCCUCUCAUUUCAGGCUGGCUCUUCUUCAGAUACCUAGCCAUUGGAGGAUAUGUGGGUCUAGGCACUGUCAGUGCUGCCACCUGGUGGUAUUUGUUUGAUGAGGACGGCCCACAGGUGUCUUUUUAUCAGCUGCGGCACUUUAUGCAGUGUACAGAAGAAAACCCCAUGUUUCAGGGUAUUGACUGUGAGGUCUUUGAGUCACGUUACCCCACCACCAUGGCUCUCUCUGUGCUUGUUACCAUAGAGAUGUUCAACGCUCUUAACAGCCUGUCAGAGAAUCAGUCUCUGCUGAGAAUGCCACCCUGGGUGAAUAUAUGGCUGCUGGGGGCCAUAAUUCUCUCCUUGUCUCUACACUUCCUCAUCCUGUAUGUGGAGCCUCUCCCGCUAAUCUUCCAGGUAACUCCACUGCAUUAUUCCCAAUGGAUCAUAGUCCUCAAGAUCUCAAUUCCUGUCAUCCUAUUGGAUGAGGCACUCAAGUAUAUCUCCCGCCACCACUUAGAAGUUUAACUUUCUCCUCUCAUCUUUUAAAAGGUGAAGAGGAAGAAAAGUACAGGAAGAGUCGGCAGCUGAAAUUCUAGGACAACUUCCUCCAGGCACACAUGAACACACACACGCCCACCCCUGCCUUUUUCCCCCGAGCUCUUAAGACUGCGCUCCAUGCACACACACAUUCACUCACACACACACACACACACACACUCGUCAUCACUCCUCCCGUGUCUUCGCUGCAUGUCCAGCCACCACUAAAACAAGCAGGGCUUGUGGUUUAUGUUACUGUGUGUGUGUGUUUGUGUGAGAGAUUAGGUGUGCGUGUGUGUUGGCAUGUGCAUGGGCCUAACUCGAUCAUGGCGAGCAGCUGUGUGACCAUUUGUUUUUGUUUAUCUUGCUUUGUAGCUUUCAUAUCCUUGCUGUACAUAGUAGGGCGGUUUGUGGUGCAUUUGAGAGAGCAGAAGAGGGUUUGACGUUAAACAUUCGGGUUAAAUUCAUGGGGGGAGGGUGGGGUCAUGGAUCAUACUUCGCAUUCAAAAUACUUUACACAAUUGAAAAAGAGAGAAUAGAGAUGGCACCAAGGGGCGUCUUUUAAUGUGUGAAUGUUCGUGUUUGGACAAAACGGCCAGUUUCUUAAGUCAACUAUCGUUCCUCUCUUUACAAAUGGGUGGCCACCUUCAGCGCUCAGAGUUUGUUCUCUUAGCCAGUUAGAUAACUGUUUACACAAAGCUAAACUCGGCAGCAGAUAUAUUUAAAUUGCACUCGAAUUAAAAAAAAAAAAAACGCGAUGGCACCACUUAAAACCUGAGAAUGUUAAAACACACUCCAUUCUAGAUUCAAGUAUAUGUGAAAUAAUAGGCCCAGGUAUGCAUUUUCACCUACGAAACAUUUCAAAACCAUCCAAAAAUAUUUACACAGGAUCGCAAACACACACAGACCUAUCCCAGACGACUUCUCUUCUCCGCCUCUUUUAUUCUCUAGAGUGAACUCCAGUUGAACACUAGUAACUAUGUGCUGCGGGUAAACGCGGCGCAGCCUGCCACAUGCUGUAAGUCUUAAUAUCUACGGCAUGUGAGAGGGAAGGAGGAGGAAUGUUAGGGAUUUGUUCAUUGACGUGAAGGGCAGGCCAGAUCUGCAGCAUUGCCUGGACGGCUUUGAUGUUUAACAUUCAGACUCGCAUCCUCAUUAUGGAGUAAAGGGGUCUCGACUUGAAUGUACUUUCACUCGCUUAUCUUUUGAAAUUUGACUCUGCAGUCCUAAACUGCACUAUUCAUCCGUUUUUAGUACCGUAUGCUGCCAAAUGGCUUUUUCCAUUUGCUCGUUUUUUUUUUUGUUCCUCCUAUUCAGUCAUGUCGAUAACGUCACAAUCAUCCUUAACGCAGUGGGGCUUACGUGCUUGCCGUACAUCAUGUCCACAGAGGGAGGACUCUCUACCGCUAGUGCUUUUCCUGCAAUUUUGAUGAACUCUUUUUUUUUUUUUUAAACAAAGUAAUAAUAAUGUAUUCGACUGAAAGAACCCAGGUGGUUUAGUUUGUCAGUUUUGCUGUUAAGGGUAUCAUAUGCCUUCAUCGAUCUGUUGGGAAAUGCUGGUGUGCUGUUAUCAGUCCAGUUGGCAAACCAGCUACGCCUGUGCCUGGUGUCAUUAUGCUUGCCGUGGUAAAACCGCAGCGUGAAAAGUCUGUGUCCGCUUGUUAGCUGUGAUUUCGUCACGGUCUAGAAUCAUCCGUUUUGCCGGUAGCAAAUGUGAGUGGUGUAAAUGCUCUGUGUCCCAUGUGCUCUCGCACUUUUAACUAUUCCUAUGUCAACGUAUUACCAUGUAACUUUAGGGUCAGCGUCCUGACACGAGGCAGCAAAGGGCCGCUCAUAUUCAUCACACUAGCAUCUGCACCAAUAGAAAGUGUAGGCUUUGUACAGCCUUGCUAAUAACUACUGAUCUCUUGAACUCUGUACAGAAAAAAAAAUGAAAUACCUGAUUGCAUGGAACCUUGUUACUGUAAUUAAUAACCUAUACAGUAUAUUUAAAUUUUUUUUAAGUAAUGACUUAAAUGAAACAUCACCACCCGGAACAGAACAGUACGAAACUCUUUUUUUUUUCUUUCUUUCUGCGUUCAAGUAACUAAGGAUGGAGAAUAUUUUGUAGAAUAGUGGAGGUUGUUUAUUCAUCGUUACAGUUUGUUUUUUAAAGGUUGCAGGGUUUCUGUGUCUUUUAGAUUUAGUUUAGGAGUUGUAAAAUAAAGAUAAGAAUUGUGCUAACGAUCAUUUUUGCAACUAUAAUUGGAUUUGAACGCCUGAGGAUUUUUAGUUUUUCUUUGUUUGUCUGUUUGAUGAUCGAUUGUUCUGGAAAAGCAACAUCCGUUCUCUCGAAGGGCCCGGUGUGGGUACCGUGCCUCCAGAGAUACGAAACGUCUGUGUGUUACGCAGAAUGUCGGACGUCCACUUUGUACAUCUAUUUCAAUCCAUUUCUCUCUUUUUUUUCACUUUAUUGAACGUCUUUAGUCGGUGCUUCUUCCACGUGCCGUUUUCAUCAAACAAUACUGAAUGUUUUCAUUCUGAAACGCACUUGAUUAUUCGCUAGGGGCGCUCUCUAAAGGUUGACAAUCAGGAAAGCAAACAAAAGACUGUAGUGCCGUUUCCCUCCAUUCGUUCUCGAGCACAGUGUGGUCCUGAGAUGAUCAGCUGUCUUUCUGCCUGCGCACAAACCGGCUGGAGCUUUGCACCCACUACUGAGAAAGAAUUCUCUGUAAACGCCUUGGUAAUAUUAAUUGUGGAUACAUAAUUUUAUAUAUAUGAAAAAGACAUGUCAAAUAAAGAUUAUUUAUCUUCUAAUUUA